GUGGGGGAGCCGCCCGCAGGAGAAGGGGCCCCGCCCGCGCCGGCCCUGGAGUCGCCGGUGUCGCCGCCCUGCCCGCGGGCCCGCCCUCCUGGCCCAGCCCAGGGCCCUGGGAGCUAUUUUGAAAGUGACCCUGGGCUGGGGCGCCGGGGCGAGCGCGGCGGCGCGGAACCAUGACAGAAGAUGACCGAGGCGGCGCUGGUGGAGGGCCAGGUCAAGCUGCGGGACGGCAAGAAGUGGAAGAGUAGGUGGCUGGUGCUGCGCAAGCCAUCGCCCGUGGCAGACUGCCUGCUGAUGCUGGUCUACAAGGACAAGUCGGAGCGCACCAAGGGCCUGCGGGAGCGCAGCAGCCUGACGCUAGAGGACAUCUGCGGGCUGGAGCCCGGCCUGCCCUACGAGGGCCUGGCCCACACGCUGGCCAUUGUCUGCCUGUCCCAGGCCAUCAUGCUGGGCUUCGACAGCCACGAGGCCAUGUGUGCGUGGGAUGCCCGGAUCCGCUAUGCGCUCGGCGAGGUGCACAGGUUCCAUGUGACAGUGGCUCCAGGCACCAAGUUGGAGAGCGGCCCAGCUACCCUGCACCUCUGCAAUGACGUCCUCGUCUUGGCCAGGGACAUCCCGCCGGCUGUCACGGGGCAGUGGAAGCUGUCCGACCUCCGGCGCUACGGGGCCGUACCAAGCGGAUUCAUCUUUGAAGGCGGGACCAGGUGUGGGUACUGGGCUGGCGUCUUCUUCCUGUCCUCGGCCGAGGGGGAGCAGAUCAGCUUCCUGUUCGACUGCAUCGUCCGAGGCAUCUCCCCCACCAAGGGCCCCUUUGGGCUGCGGCCGGUUCUCCCAGACCCAAGUCCCCCGGGACCCUCUACCGUGGAGGAGCGUGUGGCCCAGGAAGCCCUGGAAGCCCUGCAGCUGGAGAAGCGGCUGAGCCUCCUCUCACACGCGGGCAGGCCGGGCAGUGGAGGGGAUGACCGCAGCCUGUCCAGCUCAUCCUCGGAGGCCAGUCACUUGGACGUCAGCGCCAGCAGCCGGCUCACCGCAUGGCCAGAGCAAUCCUCGUCAUCGGCCAGCACGUCGCAGGAGGGGCCUAGACCAGCAGCUGCCCAGGCCCCCGGGGAAGCCAUGCUGGGUGCCUCAAGGCCACCCCCCAAGCCGCUGCGGCCGCGGCAGCUGCAGGAGGUCGGCCGCCAGAGCUCCUCGGACAGCGGCAUCGCCACUGGCAGCCACUCCUCUUACUCCGGCAGCCUCUCGUCCUAUGCGGGCAGCAGCCUGGACGUGUGGCGGGCCACAGACGAACUGGGCUCACUGCUCAGCCUGCCAGCAGCGGGGGCCCCCGAGCCCAGCCUGUGCACCUGCCUGCCCGGGGCAGUCGAGUACCAGGUGCCCACCUCUCUGCGGCCCCACUACGACACACCACGCAGCCUUCGCCUGGCUCCCAGGGACCACAGCCCCGCCUCGCGGGGCAGCCCCGGCGACAGUGCGGCCGGGGACUCAGGUGGCCAGACGUCCGCCGGGUGUCCCUCUGGCUGGCUGGGCACGAGACGGCGGGGCCUGGUGACGGAGGCCCCCCAGGGCAGCGAAGCCACACUGCCUGGCCCGGCCCCCGGCGAGCCCUGGGAAGCAGGCGGCCCCCACGCGGGCCCACCCCCGGCUUUCUUUUCGGCAUGUCCAGUCUGUGGAGGACUCAAGGGAGUGGCCGCCUCAGCCCCGGGACCUGCGACAGCACAUUCAGGAUCCCCAGGGCCAGAGACGCCGCGUGGCGAGUCGCCCACUUAUGUGAACAUCCCCAUCAGCCCCUCCUCCAGAAAGCAGCUGCACUACAUGGGCCUGGAGCUCCAGGAGGCCAGUGAGGGUGUCCGAGGGGCUGGCGCCUCCCUCUACGCCCAGAUUGACAUCACGGCCACUGAGACGGCGCACAGAGUGGGGGCGCGACACGCACGGGCCCGGGAGGAGCAGCUGUUGGAGCUGGAGCAGAGGAAGGCAGCCCCACAGUGAGGUCACAGCACCAGGAGUGGACCGCAAACCCGGCGUACUGUGCCGCCCCGCGGCCCCUGGCAGGCCGGCCCCUUCUGUUGGCCGUGGCCUGGUCCCCAGGGAGCCCCCAGUCGCAGCAGCAGGCAUGGCCAGUCAGAGUUGCUCUGGACCCCAGGCCGACGGAGGCCCUGCUUCCAGGCAUCAGGCAGCUCUGGUCGCUGCUGUGGCGUCUCAGGCAGAGGCCGCUGCCCAGGAGUGAGUUUGGGAGCAUGGUUUGUGGUGCCUGGGAUGCAAACUGCCCUCUCACCCUGGGGCUGACUGCAUGGAUGACAGCCGUGUCCUGGCAAAAUGCUUAUCCCUUCACCUGGGUGUUAUGGCCCUGCAGAGCCAGGCCCCAGUGCCCACUCCCCAGUGCCCACUCCCACUGUCGGCACCACGCCCGCUCCUGAAACUGGCGGCUCGGACACUCCUGGCGUCCUCUCCCCGCCUCCUGGCCGUCCUGCCUGGACCACCACCACCCUGCACCUGGGGACGGAGCCUGGACUCUCCCAGCCUCCUGGCUGCUCCACUUCUUGGGACCUAUUACAGCCAGUCAUGUAAAGAGCUUAAACUUGUGACUGUUCUGUUUC
This is a messenger RNA of Pongo pygmaeus (Bornean orangutan), 2591 nucleotides long. It is a transcript of the gene DOK7, whose product is annotated as docking protein 7. The transcript is spliced from 10 exons. NCBI's taxonomy places the organism in Eukaryota, Metazoa, Chordata, Mammalia, Primates, Hominidae. Gene Ontology annotation, molecular function: protein kinase binding. Gene Ontology annotation, biological process: neuromuscular junction development; positive regulation of protein tyrosine kinase activity. The record is from RefSeq and is a predicted model, not a curated record. Bases 181 to 1983 code for a protein of 600 amino acids.